Molecule: messenger RNA, 4305 nt
Organism: Erinaceus europaeus (western European hedgehog)
Lineage: Eukaryota; Metazoa; Chordata; Mammalia; Eulipotyphla; Erinaceidae
Gene: KLHL21
Product: kelch like family member 21
Exons: 4
Coding region: 237-2030 (597 amino acids)
Biological process (GO): protein ubiquitination
Molecular function (GO): protein binding
Source: RefSeq, a predicted model, not a curated record
GGACACCGAAGCAGAGAGAACGAGCCGGCGCGCUCCGGCAGGGAAGGCGGGCGGUGGCACCCGGCUCGGUGGGGUUAAAUGGGCGGUAUCGGUGGUGCCCCGCCCUCCGCCGGAACCGCCCCGCGGAGGCCUAGGUGCCCGGCAGUAUUUAUAGUAGCGAGGUCGGCCGCGCAACGUCUCUCCCGCAGGCUGUGGCCGCGGUGUCCCGAAGGCUUACGCUCCGCAGCUUAGCCACUAUGGAGCGGCCGGCGCCCCUGGCCGUGCUGCCCUUCUCCGACCCCGCUCACGCACUGAGUCUUUUGCGUGGUCUGAGCCAGCUGCGCGCCGAGCGCAAGUUCCUGGACGUGACCCUGGAGGCGGCGGGCGGGCGCGACUUCCCAGCGCACCGCGCCGUGCUGGCAGCUGCCAGCCCCUACUUCCGCGCCAUGUUCGCAGGGCAGUUGCGCGAGAGCCGCGCCGAGCGGGUGCGCCUGCACGGAGUGCCGCCCGACAUGCUGCAGCUGCUGCUCGACUUCAGCUACACGGGCCGCGUGGCGGUGAGCGGCGACAACGCAGAGCCGCUGCUGCGUGCCGCCGACCUGCUGCAGUUUCCGGCCGUGAAGGAGGCUUGCGGUGCUUUCCUGCAGCAGCAGCUUGACCUGGCUAACUGCCUGGACAUGCAGGACUUCGCCGAGGCCUUCAGCUGCGCGGGGUUGGCGAACGCGGCGCAGCGCUUCAUCCUGCGCCACGUGGGCGAGCUGGGAGCCGAGCAGCUGGAGCGCCUGCCGCUGGCACGCCUGCUGCGCUACCUGCGCGACGAUGGGCUAUGCGUGCCCAAGGAAGAGGCCGCCUACCAGCUGGCGCUGCGCUGGGUGCGCGCUGACCUGCCGCGCCGCGCCGCGCACUGGCCGCAGCUCCUCGAGGCUGUGCGCCUGCCCUUCGUACGUCGCUUCUACCUGCUGGCGCACGUCGAGGCCGAGCCGCUGGUGGCGCGAUGUCCACCCUGUCUGCGCCUGCUGCGGGAGGCUCGCGACUUCCAGGCGGCGCGCUACGAUCGCCACGAUCGUGGGCCCUGUCCCCGCAUGCGUCCCCGCCCCUCCACCGGCCUCGCCGAGAUCCUUGUCCUCGUGGGCGGCUGUGACCAAGAUUGCGACGAACUUGUCACCGUCGAUUGCUACAACCCCCAGACUGGCCAGUGGCGCUACCUGGCUGAGUUCCCUGACCACCUGGGCGGGGGCUAUAGCAUCGUGGCUCUGGGCAACGACAUCUACGUGACAGGUGGAUCAGAUGGCUCCCGGCUCUAUGACUGUGUGUGGCGCUAUAACUCCAGCGUGAAUGAGUGGACGGAGGUAGCACCUAUGUUGAAGGCCCGAGAGUAUCACAGUUCCUCAGUGCUGGAUGGGCUGCUGUAUGUGGUGGCUGCUGAUAGCACAGAGCGCUACGAUCACACGACUGAUUCCUGGGAGGCUCUGCAGCCCAUGACCUACCCUAUGGACAACUGCUCCACCACCGCCUGCCGUGGCCGCCUCUAUGCCAUAGGCUCCCUGGCUGGCAAGGAGACCAUGGUGAUGCAGUGCUACGACCCAGACACUGAUCUGUGGUCGCUGGUGGACUGUGGCCAACUCCCACCCUGGUCCUUUGCCCCCAAGACAGUGACUCUGAAUGGACUCAUGUACUUCAUCAGAGAUGACUCUGCUGAAGUGGACGUGUAUAAUCCCAUGAAGAAUGAAUGGGACAAGAUCCCAGCUAUGAAUCAGGUACACGUAGGGGGCAGCCUGGCUGUCCUCGGAGGGAAGCUGUAUGUCUCUGGAGGAUAUGACAACACCUUUGAACUCUCUGACGUGGUGGAGGCUUAUGACCCAGAGACUCGGGCUUGGAGUGUGGUGGGCCGGCUCCCAGAGCCUACCUUCUGGCAUGGCAGCGUCAGCAUCUUCCGCCAGUUCAUGCCUCAAACACUCUCAGGUGGACGUGGCUUUGAACUAGACAGUGGCAGCAGUGAAUUGGAUCCCGGCCGGCCCCGGGUCCCACAGAACCCCAACGAGUUGCACUAGCCCUUGCCUGGCCCUGGCAGGGCCUUGGUGCAGGUAACUGGCACCUGGGGGGAGCAGUGAGCCCCUUGCUUUGUGAAUGAGGAUGAGUCAUCCUCCAGAUCAUGACAGUUGAUCCAGCCCUGAGGGUUCUGUUCAUUUAGAGCCUGUGCCACAACUGGAGUUUUGGCUGGAGCCAAAACUGUGAAGGUCCCUCCCCGGGUCCAAGAAGAGCUGCCUCCCUGCUGGCGUGUGCGUUUAUGGUUCUAGCAGGUCACUCCUAACCUGCAGGCCCUCGGGUGACUCAUACAGAGUGCACCUUCCUGCUCAGCCUGCCUUCCUAUGGGCCCUGUCUACCCUCAAGCGUCAGGGAGUAGGAAUUAUGGCUGCAGCAGCCCCAACUCUAUGGCCAGUGCUGGAUAUCCCAGCAGUUAGUGCCCCAGGUAGUGGGGGUCUCCCUUGCCCCUUACCCUUGCCAGGAUCUCACCAGAACAGAGUUUGUUUGGUUUUCCUUUGCCAGAGCUUUGUGGAGUAGAGUCCUUAGGCCCCUCACAAGUCUGGGACCCUCCAGAAGGGUAGGAGGAGCUCCUGGAAACCCCUUUAGCCCCUAGAGGCUCUGGCUUCUUUCAGAGGUGGGAUUGAUUGUGGUGGAUUGAGUGAUCUUGUUCCCUCUGGGUCCCCAAAGUAGCCAUUACUUGAGUUUGCCCCUCUUCCCUGCCACAGUAGAAGGUGUUUCCUCACUAGAUCAAUUGAAACAAUGUUUGUGGCCUUUGUUUUCCUGAGAUGCCUGACUAUGAGACAGCCCAGCUUUUCUCCUGUCUGUUCCCAGGAGCCCUGGGGGUCUUUUCAGCAUGGUGGACUGACGCCCUCUUGCUCUCAGACUCCUGCUGGAGCAGCCACAGUUCACAGCCAGCCCUUCCCACCCUUUUAAGGUCCUUACUCAUCUGGUUACUACUGUGCACCAGGGCAGCCCCUUGCCAGGCACCUUUGCCCAAGUGGGUACUUAGCAGUCUGCCCUUUUGGGGUGGUCUUGGGCCAUAUCUCUCCUAAGUCUCCUGCAUGAGCCAACUGGCCUGUCCCUCACUUCCCAUUGAAGCAGUCCUACAUGCCCCCUCUUCACAGCCCUCACUUUGUUUCCCAGGUGUCUGCCCUGUAGGCCAGGCCUCCGAGAGGUGGUUUGCUCUGUGGGGUGAUCAUCAUCAUGGGUUCCUCUGAAGCUAGGGGUAGCUCCUCAAGCACUUGUCUCACCUCAGCCAAGGGGUCAGCGGGGUGAGGCUGAUAGGCCUGAUAUGUCUGGGACCCAUCUCUGCCUGAGAGACUUUCUGCCUGAUUGAUGUGGAAGCACACCACAUGCUUGAUGUGCUGGUUGCUAUUACUGGUUACCUGGGACCUCCCUAGGGAAGGACAUAGACCUCUUAUCUUGUGGGAAAGACUACUGGUGCCCUUCCUUCAGACGUCUGAGCCUUUCAGACAGGGUGACUACAGCUAGGUCAAGGUCAAGAGUAUCAUAUAAAGACUUUUGUUAGGACAGAGCCUACAAAUACUGCUUUUCUUACCAAACCUGCCUUUACUGCUACACUAGUGGUCAAGGUCAGAGUGGAGGGCCAGAGCUAGGCUGGCUCCCAGGUGCCACCCUGGGGCUCUGACUUUUGUCAACCUUCCCUGUGUAGGAUCAUGUCCUAGGUUCCUACUCUUUCUCCUUCUUGGGGGGACUUCAUCCUAACUGACCACACUGGUAGACAUGGGCCUGGGGUAGGGGGUGGGGCUAUGCCUCCUUUUCAGUGUUCACAUUCUAGGACUCCUGGAGUACCCGCUACCCUGACUUUUGUUUAAGGCCAUGGACAAGAUGGGGAUGUGGAAGCAGCAGGUCCUUCCAGCUGAAGGUUCAGGACAUAUGCAUACCUAUCCCCACCCACAGCCCUGCUUCCCUGGGCAUGGGUUCUAGGCUGUGAAGCUCCCUUCCCCUUCAAAUGUCUGUACACUGACUUGGAAAGAGGCCAAGUUUGACUGGGCUAGCUGGAUCUUCAUAACUAUCAGUCUACAGGCCAACUUAAGUUAUGAAAAUGUAGUGGUUGGUAUUUAAUGUGGAUCUAUAAAGCAUUCUAUAUUUAUAUGACUUCAGAGACUCCUAUGUACUUGAGGGCACCUUCCCUCCCAUGUCCAGCAUCCAGCUCCAGCCCCAGAAUGUGGGUUAGACUUGCAUAUUUAUUUGUCUGUUCUAUAGGCUUCCAUGUCCAGGAUCCUUGUAAAGUUUUAGGAUGCCUUAGGUACACUUUUUGAAAUAAAAAUAUUUCCUAUA